This is a messenger RNA of Rubroshorea leprosula, 587 nucleotides long. NCBI's taxonomy places the organism in Eukaryota, Viridiplantae, Streptophyta, Magnoliopsida, Malvales, Dipterocarpaceae. The record is from the annotation of a GenBank genome assembly.
UUUUUUAGUUCAAGGAUCAAUUCGAAAGUCCAUAUAAUAGUUCAGAACCAAAAUAGAGUUUAACCUUUAAAGAAUUAAGACCAGUGGAAACAAGGAAACGACCAGCCAACUGUUUCCGCGUUAUUUGUCACAUUUUUCUAGAAAGUGACCCCUUUUCCGCGUUGAGCUCAGCAAUUCCAUUGCCAGUGUUGUUGACACACUUUCCCUCUACUCCACCAAUGACCAAUCCCCACAUCCUUCCGUGUCCAUUACUUCACCACCACUUCGCGUGUACCAGAUAUCUCGUUUCCCAAACCCUUUUCACUCGUGCCCACUUCCAUCAUUACUCCAAAAUAUUAAAAAAAAAAAAAAGUCUAGAAAGAGAAAAGAAAAAGUCAGUCAAACUACCUACUGUACCAUUAAUCUUGACCAUUCUUUUGUUUUUGCUUAAUUUUGGUAGCUCUCUGGUUUUUCCUCCUUAACCCCAUAACCAAACAAAAUCAAUACCGUUUUCCGUUCCAUUGCCAUUUAAGUAAUAAUAAAAAACGGACUUACAUACUUAAAGAAAAAAUAAUAAUUAUUAGACGAAUUAAAUUAAAGAAUUGGAC